Molecule: messenger RNA, 4243 nt
Organism: Fusarium odoratissimum NRRL 54006
Lineage: Eukaryota; Fungi; Ascomycota; Sordariomycetes; Hypocreales; Nectriaceae
Product: E3 ubiquitin-protein ligase BRE1
Exons: 4
Coding region: 699-2648 (649 amino acids)
Cellular component (GO): HULC complex; nucleus
Molecular function (GO): ubiquitin protein ligase activity
Source: RefSeq, a predicted model, not a curated record
CAACUCCUUACCCGAAGAAACGUUCCAUCAUCAUAACACGCUUCCCCGCGCCAUCACUUGAUGAUCGCUCGCACGUCUUUGCUCGCGACGGGAAUUGGCUUGAAAGCGCUCGCACGACCGACCCGUCGCUUUUCUUUGGCAACGCGUCCGCCUUUUUGCCCUAUGCCACGCGACUUCUGAUGCCUCUUACAACCACGCCCUCUGCCUCCCCUCGCCCAUCCACAGUCUCAAAGAUGGAGGAUAGGAAACGGCCUGCCAUCAGCAGUGCCGAUGAUAUAGCCCCUCCGAGCAAGCGAGUUGCCGUCAAUGGCUCCAAGGCUAAAGAUGACUCUUCCGACAUGAAGGAGGAGAGUUGGAUCGAGGUAAGUCACACGACGACAUCUCCUAUUGCCAACGCUUGAGUAUCCAACCCAUAUGUUUCCCCCCGCACUCUGCCUAUCACGUAGGCUUCUAUUCCCGGCUUCGUGCCAUUCUGUUGGGAUGGUCCUGGACGGCAUUGCUCACCAAGCCAGUGAUGAUGCUCGCCUGCUUCUUGCGACACCGCAAUAGUCGGCUCGGAAGUGCAUUCGUCAUGCACCCAAAUGAGAAGCGCCUCCGCACAACCCAAGAAAACAUCACGCAACUUGCUCGACGUAUGGAGGUGGAAAUGUCGCUGACCCAAUCUUCAGGCCUACACAAAGGGCGCCAUCUACCGGCAGAUGCAAGAAUAUAGUCGAAAGGCUUCUACGUACGAGUCACGCCUCGAGGAACUUCACAAAAGAUCUGUCCAUCAUGACGACCACUUGAGACUUAUCGAUGCUUGGUGGCGACAGGUGCUUGAGGAAAUGGAGCUUCUUUCAGACUCGGAGAUCACCUCUACAACACCAUCCGAUCCUCCGUAUCUGAGUGGCGUGACUUUCAAGGAUCUUCAUGAAUUCCAGAAACAUCUAUCCGACAAAGGCAAGACGAUCAAAUCCAGAGCUGAAGCACUCCUCGGACGAUUGGCCUCUUCGCGAGGCAAGAUUGACCCCGACGCUGCUGCGCUGGAGAAUAAGGUUGCAAGUCUGCUGGCAACACAAAAGGAAUACUUGUUCAAACUGGACCGUUUGAAGAGUGAAAAGGACCAGCUGUCUGAACAACUGAAUGCUGCGACUUUGCGAUAUUUCAAAGCGGAGAAGAAACUAGACCGUGCCAAAAGCUUUCAGGUGCAGAAGCUAGAACAACAAGCAUUUGCUAAUGCCACUCGCCCUUCUGCAUCUGGCGAUGGGGGUGCUGAGGCCGGCGAAACAAAUGGCAAUGCGGGUGAACUGUUGCUCAAGUAUGAAGAGGCAACUGCAGCUGCUACCAAGCAAAAGGAACAACUCGACGUCAUCCUGGCUGAAAUCAAGACCCUUCAGGACGAGAACUCGACUCUUAAAGCGAAGAGGGAGACCUUAACCGAUGAAGACUUCAUUCGGACCGACGUUUUCAAACAAUUCAAAAACCAGAACGAGGAUCUCAUCAAACGUAUUAACACCCUUGAAGCUACAAACAAACAGCUGCGAGAAGAAGCCGAAAAACUACAAGCAGAGCGGUCGAUGUUCAGAACUCAGCUUGAAGCAGACGCAAAUCAGGUGACACAGGAACUUGAAGCUGAGAUCAUUUCCAGAGAUCAAGAUCUUGCCCGAGUGCGAUCGGCGCGCGAUGAAUUGCUGGCCGAAACUACGCAACACAAGGCAAGAUUAGAACAAGACCGGGCAUCAAUCGAUCAAGUCAAGGCUCUGGCAUCUGCCAAAGAGGAUAGAAUUACGGCUUUGGAAGCAAAACUUUCACGCCUUCAACCGAACGAGGACCAGCAAGCUAUUCGCCCGGAUAUCGAGGCAUUGACAAUUGAUGAGCUUCGUCUGCACUACACAAAAUUGGAACGGGAUUUCAACUCUAUCAACACUGAAUUCCCGGCUAUGGAAAAGGCAUACAAGAAAAUAAUUCAAAUUGCUCAAAAGAAAGCGAUGGAUACCAGUGCUGCAGAGGAACGCAUGGCAAUACUAAUUGCAGAGAAGAGUAAAGCUGACCAGAAAUACUUUGCCGCGCGAAAGGACGCAGAUACACGCAACAACGAGAUUCGAUCAUUGCGGCACCAGAACAGCAAGAGUUCGGAAAUCAUCGCCCAGCUAAAGGACCUCGAAUCGCAGAACCGUACCCUACUGGGUAAUUUGGAUAAACAGUUAACCGAUUUGAAACAAGCAAAUGCCGCCCUGAUGACGGAGAACAAGAAGAUGGAAACAGCAAGCCUCGAUGCUCUCCGCCGUACUGAAUCUCUGAACAAGCAAGUUGCUGACCUGACAAACCUGGUCAAAUCUAAAGAUGCGGCUUCUGCUGUGGUUCGUGAGCGCAACACGAUGCAAGAGACUGAGGUGGAGAAGAUGAAGGUACGCCUCGAGCAUACACAGAAAGAUCGCGACAAUUGGAAGAAUAAGGCAUUGAGCAAUGCGUCUGAAGAAGAAGAAAUGCUACGGACGUUCGCUCUAUGCACUAUUUGUCGUAUCAAUUUCAAGAAUACGGCGUUGAAGACAUGUGGCCAUUUAUUCUGCAACCAAUGUGUGGAUGAUCGCAUCAGCAAUCGCAUGCGGAAAUGUCCUACAUGUUCCCGAGCAUUUGACAAGAUGGACGUUAUGCCCGUUCAUCAUUGAACGAACGCACCGAGAGCGCAAUGGAAACAAGCUAUCUUGCACCUUACUUCUGUUCCUUAUAUAUGCGAUACCUCUUUUUCUACUUCAUUAAUUGCUUGCGUCAAGCAUUGAGCAUCCAUCCUAUACCUUUCAGGCAUUUGGAGGUGGCUGUAUGUCCACCUUCACCGGACUAUGUUGGGCCACUAUGAUCUGGACAGCGCAUCUUGACGGUUUCCUUCUCUGGGCUAGAUGGCUACUCUUGGAAAGUCAUCCGUGUAUUUCUAAACCACUCAGCGGAACACUUCACGAGCCGCUGCAUGCAUGUAUAUACUCUUUGUAAAGAAAGGAGGGGGUUGGGGGUUGGGGGUUGGGGUACUUCAGAGUCAGUGUAUGAAAUAGCAGGAUAAAUGGAAAGCGUCGAUUAUGCUACCAAAAAGAAAUUCGGAACUCUGGUACAUGUGUCUAACGGGGUGAUUAGCUAUCUACGGCUGGUUGAACCAAAACCAGUGCUCUCAUGACGAUUUGAAUUGUUGGAUCCAGAUGACGAUCCAGAACGACCACCCCAUCCAGAACCUCCACGUCCGAUGCUGCCAUACCCAUCGUUGUGGUGAUUAUGAUGGUUUUGCUGAUUACGGCUACCAGCCCAGUAUCCUGCUGCGGCUCCUCCUGCGGCACCACUCCAGAACCCGGGUCUCCAAGUGUCAGAUUGCGAAGAAGGCUUAGAACCGGGAUAUGGAGGUGGAGGGUCAUCACCGUCAGGACCCCAUCCGGGACCCCAUCCUCCGGAGGACCAUCCGUCGCGACGGCGUCGUGGUCGGUUAGAGUUGCCACCAGCCUCUUGUGCUCUGUAACACGCUGAGUAAAUGAUCCAGCCGAGAAUAGCAACGAAAAUAAUCGUGAAGAGUAGAGCCCCCCAGUCAGUACCACCUCUGCCGUCACUAAACCAUCCUCCGUUGGCGAUAUUUGGAUAACGGCGUUCGCCCUUCCUUGUCAAGGCAACUCUGUAUUCAACACCGCAACUACCCUUCAGAACAUAGGGGUCGUCGGGAGAGUUAUAACCCUCACAGAUCACAUCCGUCGUGACAAGCUUGAGCUCCUCUGGAAGCGAGGCAGUACAGCUCCAUUGAAUAUCCUCAUCACCCCAGCCGGAGCCUUCAUUGGUGCAGCGCAUCACAUCGAUGUCGUAAAGUUCACAGAGCGCCUUCUUGGAGACACAGCGCAGUUGGGGGAUAGCGCCAACACGGCGAUGAUUCGUCAUGGCUCCAUUACCGCGGAGGGUGAGAGAUCGCACAUCGGAAAGCUUGAUGGCAUCCUUGGGGCGGGCGGCCAGCGCAAAAGCCGGCAGUGCAAGUAGCCAGGCGAGAGAGCCAGGUAUCAUGAUGUUUUGGGGGCUAUGACGCUAUAGGGUCGACUAUACGAACUCUGUGUGCGAGCCUGUGCCCGUAUGCUUAUCGCGAGAUUCUGGUAUGGCGAGUAUGGUGAGGUUUUGGAAGUGAUGGGAGUUUAGUUUUAUCUUGGACAGAAGGAGACGUGUUAAGUUGGACACGUGCCGUGGCGAUAAGAAGUCUAAAGAUGGGCUUGAAUGAGAUGAUGUGGCGAUCUGUUGUAGUAAGCUC